Messenger RNA from Cornus florida, 2973 nucleotides. RefSeq names its product beta-adaptin-like protein A. The record is from RefSeq and is a predicted model, not a curated record. Gene Ontology annotation, molecular function: clathrin binding. Gene Ontology annotation, cellular component: membrane coat; clathrin adaptor complex. The transcript is spliced from 11 exons. Lineage: Eukaryota; Viridiplantae; Streptophyta; Magnoliopsida; Cornales; Cornaceae. Gene Ontology annotation, biological process: intracellular protein transport; vesicle-mediated transport. The coding region runs from base 184 to 2727 and encodes 847 amino acids.
GGUUAUAUUGUCACUCUCUGUGAAACUACAAUUUUCUCAAAUUCGUCGUUGCACUCGAAUGCUUCUCUCUCUCUCCGAACGAUCUGUACACACAGAUCGAUAAUUGAUUCAACUGAAUAAAGAUUUAUCAAUCAAUCAAAAAUUUCUGUAAAUUUCUCUCUCAAGCUUGAAUUUUUGCCUCCCAUGGCUCCUCCAGCUCAAUCUCAGCGAUCUCCCUCACCUUCUCAGCCGUCCGGUAAAGGAGAGGUCUCGGAUCUGAAAAUUCAGCUCCGGCAGCUCGCUGGAAGCCGAGCGCCGGGGAGUGAUGACUCGAAGAGAGAGCUCUUCAAGAAAGUAAUCUCAUACAUGACAAUUGGCAUUGACGUGUCAUCGCUCUUCAGCGAGAUGGUGAUGUGCUCUGCUACAUCAGAUAUUGUUCUCAAGAAAAUGUGUUAUUUGUAUGUUGGGAAUUACGCAAAAGGCAAUCCAGAUCUGGCGCUUCUAACAAUAAAUUUUCUUCAGAGGGAUUGUAAGGACGAGGAUCCAAUGAUCCGGGGGCUUGCUUUGAGAAGUUUGUGUUCAUUGCGAGUGGCGAAUUUGGUGGAGUACUUGGUGGGGCCGCUGGGAUUGGGGUUGAAAGAUGGGAGCAGUUAUGUGAGGACGGUGGCUGUCAUUGGGGUUUUGAAGUUGUAUCAUAUAUCGUCUGCAACUUGUGUUGAUGCAGAUUUUCCGGCAAUGCUUAAACAUUUGAUGCUUAACGAUCCAGAGACUCAGGUAGUUGCAAAUUGUUUGUCUGCCCUACAAGAGAUAUGGAGUUUGGAAGCAAGUACAUCUGAGGAAGCAUCAAGGGAGAGAGAGGCAUUGCUUAGCAAGCCAAUGAUAUAUUACCUUUUGAACCGGAUCAAGGAAUUCAGUGAAUGGGCACAAUGUAUUGUCCUUGAAUUGGUAGCUAAAUAUGUACCCUCAGACGGCAAUGAGAUAUUUGACAUCAUGAAUCUUCUUGAAGAUAGGCUUCAACAUGCAAAUGGUGCCGUUGUCUUAGCAACCAUUAAGCUCUUUAUGCAAUUGACAUUGUCUAUGAAUGAUGUUCAUCAGCAGGUGUACGAGCGUAUCAAAGCACCUUUGCUUACCCUAGUGAGCUCAGGAAGUCCGGAGCAAUCUUAUGCAGUAUUAAGCCACCUGCAUCUUUUGGUGAUGCGUGCACCUAUGCUAUUUUCCUCAGACUACAAACACUUCUAUUGCCAAUAUAAUGAUCCAUUUUAUGCUAAGAAAUUGAAGCUUGAAAUGUUGACUGCAGUGGCCAACGAGAACAAUACUUAUGAAAUUGUGACAGAAUUAUGUGAAUAUGCUGCAAAUGUUGAUAUUCCGAUGGCAAGAGAGUCAAUUAGGGCUGUUGGUAAGAUAGCUCUGCAGCAGUAUGAUGUGAAUGCCAUUGUUGAUAGGUUGCUUCAGUUUCUGGAGAUGGAAAAGGAUUAUGUGACAGCUGAAACUCUGGUGCUUGUAAAGGAUCUUCUCAGGAAAUAUCCUCAAUGGAGUCAUGAUUGCAUUGCAGUUGUUGGAAAUAUCAGCAGCCAAAAUGUUCAGGAGCCGAAAGCCAAGGCUGCUCUUAUUUGGAUGCUAGGGGAGUAUGCUCAAGAUAUGCAGGAUGCUCCUUAUAUUUUGGAAAGUUUAAUUGACAGCUGGGAGGAUGAGGAUUCUGCUGAGGUUCGGUUGCAUCUUCUUACUGCUGUAAUGAAGUGUUUCUUAAGAAGGCCACCUGAGACUCAGAAAGCCUUGGGAGCUGCUUUAGCUGCUGGUCUUGCUGAUUUUCAUCAGGAUGUUCAUGAUAGAGCCUUAUUCUACUACAGGCUUUUGCAACAUAAUGUAUCUGUAGCAGAACGUGUAGUGAACCCUCUGAAGCAAGCUGUGUCCGUCUUUGCAGAUACUCAGAGUAGUGAAAUAAAAGAUCGCAUAUUUGAUGAAUUCAACAGCCUCUCUGUUGUAUACCAGAAGCCUUCUUACAUGUUUACCGAUAAGGAACACAGAGGUCCAUUUGCUUUUUCAGAAGAACUUGGAAAUUUAUCUAUUGGAGUAGAAUCUAGAAAUGACGUGGUCUCCGCCCAAAGUGUUGAGGCAAAUGACAAGGAUCUGCUUCUAAGUACCUCAGAGAGGGAAGAAAAUAGAGCUCCUAGUGGCAACGGUUCUGCAUACAGCGCCCCUUCAUAUGAUGCUUCUUCUGCACCCUUGAUUGCUUCUCAGGCUCCAUUGGAGCUCAUACCUUCAAUCAACCCAUUACCAGCACAAGCUCCGCAAACUAGCUUGGCCAUUGAUGAUCUACUUGGUUUAGGUUUGCCAGUUGCAUCCACUCCUGCUCCUGCACCUGCACCUCCUCCUUUGAAGCUUAAUGCAAAGGCUGUACUUGAUCCGAAUACUUUUCAGCAGAAAUGGCGCCAAUUACAAAUAUCUGUAUCACAGGAAUACUCCAUGAAUCCACAAGGAGUGGCGGCAUUAACAACGCCUCAAUCCCUCCUGAGACACAUGCAGGGCCAUUUCAUCCAAUGCAUCGCCUCGGGUGGUCAAGCCCCAAAUUUCAAAUUCUUUUUCUUUGCACAAAAAGCAGAGUCAUCGUCAUCGACCUUUCUUGUAGAGUGUAUAAUUAAUUCAUCAACAUCCAAAGCUCAAAUAAAGAUCAAAGCUGAUGAUCAGAGUUCCUCCGAGGCCUUCUCAGCUUUGUUCCAGUCAGCCUUGUCCAAAUUUGGUAUGUCCUAGUCAUUCAAAUGCAUUUUUGUACUCUGGCAUAGUUUAGGUUUUGGUUUACGUUCUUUCAUGUAAUUCUCUUUGUUUGAGGAAAGAAACAUAGUGAGUGAGAGUUUUCUAUAGCGGUACAUUUCUGUACAAUAUAAGAAUGAUUAGUGUCGGACUGUGGUUGCUUGAUCUCCUAUUUUUUUUCCCUUGUUUGUAGCGAUAUUGUUUUACAAACUUCUCAAGUUGUGUAUUUAAUUUCUUUUACGUACA